Molecule: messenger RNA, 642 nt
Organism: Camellia sinensis
Lineage: Eukaryota; Viridiplantae; Streptophyta; Magnoliopsida; Ericales; Theaceae
Source: RefSeq, a predicted model, not a curated record
AUGGAUGUCAAAAAUGUCUUCUUUAAUGGUGAUCUUUUUGAGGAAGUCUACAUGCAACCUCUCCCUGGGUCUGCUUAUCCGACUCAUAAGCACCACUCUUCUUCUUCUGUGGAUGAUGUGAUUAUCACCGGUGCUGACGUGGCUAGUAUUCUUAGCCUCAAAAAAAUUUUCAAUCGUCAGUUUGAGAUGAAAGACCUUGAUACUCUCAAUUAUUUCUUAGGGUUUGAAAUCUCUCACAAUUCCACUGAUGGGGAUCUUCUCUCUGAUGCUAUUCGUCAUCGCCAGCUGGUCGGUAGUCUUAUCUAUCUCGCUGUGACUCGUCCUGACAUUGCCUAUGCUAACUAUCUUGUUAGUCAGUACAUGUCGGCUCCCCACACCCCACAUUACACUGCUCUACUUCGCAUACUUUGCUACCUCAAAGGCACUAUGUUCCAUGGACUCCACUAUUCUGCUCACUUUUCUAUCGAGCUUCGUGCAUUUUCUGAUGCUGAUUGGGCUGGGAAUCCUACUGAUCGACGCUCCACCACGGGUUUCUGUUUUUUCUUAGGAGAUUCUCUUCUUACUUGGCGCAACAAGAAACAGCCCCUCACUACUCGCUCUAGUACUGAAGCUGAAUACUGCGCUCUUACUGACACUACUUAG